This is a messenger RNA of Coniophora puteana RWD-64-598 SS2, 1027 nucleotides long. Its product is annotated as kinase-like protein. Bases 1 to 882 code for a protein of 293 amino acids. The transcript has 3 exons. Gene Ontology annotation, cellular component: cytosol; nucleus; cytoplasm. Gene Ontology annotation, biological process: protein phosphorylation; intracellular signal transduction; negative regulation of glycogen biosynthetic process. NCBI's taxonomy places the organism in Eukaryota, Fungi, Basidiomycota, Agaricomycetes, Boletales, Coniophoraceae. Gene Ontology annotation, molecular function: protein serine/threonine kinase activity; ATP binding. The record is from RefSeq and is a predicted model, not a curated record.
AUGGGAUAUUCCCUUCACCCGUCCUUUGCACGCAACUAUCAGCUUUGCGACGAACUGGGUUCAGGCGGUUAUGGCUUCGUCAUGACUGCCGUGCACCAGAUCGAGCAGGUUGAAGUCGCUGUCAAAUUUGUUAUCAAGGACAAGGUCCCUAAGGAAGCCUGGGUUACGGAUGAAGUUUUCGGGCGGCUGCCCAUGGAAGUGAUGUUGCUCAUGAUGGUCAACCAUGGUAACAUCGUCAAAUGUCUUGACGUUUAUGAAGACGAGCUGUACUUCUACCCUCUCCCUUUCUUGGACGUGCCCUCGAGGCCUCAGUACUGUCGCCGUCCCUCUCAUGAUCUCUUUGAAUGUAUCGAGCAGACCAAGCACAAACGUCUUUCAGAGAAGCAGGCCCGAUACAUCAUGAGUCAGGUCGUUGACGCUGUGCAUUACUUGAAGAACCAGGGGAUCUCUCACAGGGAUAUCAAGGAUGAGAACCUCGUCGUAGACAGAGACUUAAGGGUCAAGUUGAUUGAUUUUGGUAGUGCAACAAUCGUUGAUCCAAGCUUCCCUCGCCCAUACUACAAGCUCUUCUUUGGAACCACAGCAUACGCGUCCCCAGAGAUCCUGCAGAAGAAGCCGUAUCAAGCUGAGCCUGCUGAGGUGUGGACGCUGGGUGUGUUAAUGUCUUAUUUGCUCACUGGCAUGUCACCUUUCCCAUCGGAAAACGAUGCCCUUGAGGGACGAAUUGUUCUUUCCGAGGUUCCGGGCAAGAGGCUCAGCAAGUCGUGUCUUCACAUGAUGGCCCGCUGUUUGGAGCCGGAUCCAACCAGACGCGCUACCAUCGAAGAGGUGAGGGAACACCGGUGGCUGAGAGGCUCCGAAUCGGCUGUUGGGCGUCACUGAUUUCUGUUACCUGCUACGUUGUGUCUUUAUCUCUUUCGAUUUCCUAUCAUGAUUGAAGUCUUAUGUGUUCUUCGUAUCCAUGAAACCUCUCCUUUGCGAGGUCUCUUUCCGUCUUUUCUUGUUUAAGUAGUAGGAAGCAUGUUCU